AUGUCCGCAGCACUAUCCACACCAUUUGUUAGACAACCACCCAUGCCUACUAGAAACGCUGCAUUCACUUGCAUUACUUGUCGCAUUGCCUUCCCAACUAGUGAAAGACAGCGUAAUCAUUGCCGAACAGAUUGGCACAAGUACAAUCUCAAACGCAAGAUUGCCGAUCUCGCUCCUGUCAAUGCAGAACAGUUUGCUCAAAAGGUUUUGGCGCAGCAGACCCAAAAUAGAGAAGCCGAGGAACGGCAAGGCUUAAUUUACGAGUGUGCAACAUGCCGGAAAUCGUACAACUCUGAAAACGGAUAUCAUAACCACAUGCAAUCCAAGAAACACAGAGAGAUGGAAAUCAAGAGCGAGAUUCUCGGCGCUGCUCUCCAUCAACAGCCGUCGUCACGACGACAGCAACAACAGCUUGCUCCACUCUUUUCUGACCAGUCGGAUCAAUCCGAUCUCGAAGAUGGUGAGCCAAUGGCUGUGAUUUUUGAUCCUUUGCGGAUUUGCCUAUUCUGCUUGCUGCCAAGCAACGAUUUUGAUGGCAACAUCGGUCACAUGGCAACCACACAUGGCUUUUUCUUGCCAGACCUUGAAUAUCUCCACGAUCGCAAAGGGCUGGUGGGAUAUCUGGCAGACAAGGUUGAACAUGAGCAUAUGUGUCUUUACUGCAAUGGCCGAGGCAAAGAAUGGAAAAGUGCACAAGCUGCAAGAACCCAUAUGCUUGAUAAAGGUCAUUGCAAGAUGGCCUAUGACGACAGCGAGGAUCCUGAGGAUUUGUUGAACUAUUACGAUUUUGAACCGCUUCAAGAAAGUGUAGCGGCUACCAAAACGAGCGACGAUACAGAACUGAUUUUAGAAAACGGAGCUCGUUUGGGACAUAGACAGAAUGUCAGAUUCUUCAGACAACGGUUACGUAGAAACCGUGAGGAAGAAGAAGGACAAGAAACAAAUUCAGCAAAGCGUUUGGAAGAAGCGGAAGCAUAUGCACGCGAGCAAGGAUUAACUCGAAGAGAGCGGCGGCACCUGUUGGCCAUUACGGAUGGCCGGAAAAGUGGUGGCGGCGACCAGAACGCCAGUACAUAUGAAGGCAUUCGGGAAGCUGCUGUCAAAAGAGAUUUCCAGCGGGAUGUCGGUAUUAAGCAUAAUAUGGCGACCACGUUGCGUUUGCGUAACCAAGUACCUAUCUAG
This is a messenger RNA of Zychaea mexicana, 1182 nucleotides long. Its product is annotated as C2H2 type zinc-finger-domain-containing protein. The record is from RefSeq and is a predicted model, not a curated record. Lineage: Eukaryota; Fungi; Mucoromycota; Mucoromycetes; Mucorales; Lichtheimiaceae. The transcript is spliced from 6 exons. Gene Ontology annotation, cellular component: preribosome, large subunit precursor. Gene Ontology annotation, molecular function: zinc ion binding; nucleic acid binding. The coding region runs from base 1 to 1182 and encodes 393 amino acids. Gene Ontology annotation, biological process: ribosomal large subunit biogenesis.